Molecule: messenger RNA, 1224 nt
Organism: Acanthoscelides obtectus
Lineage: Eukaryota; Metazoa; Arthropoda; Insecta; Coleoptera; Chrysomelidae
Source: the annotation of a GenBank genome assembly
AUGAAACAUACUGGAUCUAAGCUCAAGUGUACAAAGUGUGAUGCGUCAUUUACAACCAUACGACCAUUAGACAAUCACAUUUGGCGGAAACAUCCCGAGUUUACUACUUCUGUAUCUCGUAAAUUACAUAAAUGUACACAUUGUGAAUAUAAAACUACAUAUAAGGGGUAUUUAGUUAGCCAUAUGAUGAAACAUACUGGAGCUAAGCUCAAGUGUACAAAAUGUGAUAAGUCAUUUACAAUCAUACAAUCAUUAGAUCAUCAUAUUUUGCGGAAACAUCCUGAUUUACUACUUCUGUAUCUCAUACAUAAAUGUACACAUUGUGACUAUAAAACUAUAUAUAAGGAGUAUUUAGUUAGCCAUAUGAUGAAACAUACUGGAUCUAAGCUCAAGUGUACAAAGUGUGAUGCGUCAUUUACAACCAUACGACCAUUAGACAAUCACAUUUGGCGGAAACAUCCCGAGUUUACUACUUCUGUAUCUCGUAAAUUACAUAAAUGUACACAUUGUGAAUAUAAAACUACAUAUAAGGGGUAUUUAGUUAGCCAUAUGAUGAAACAUACUGGAGCUAAGCACAAGUGUACAAAGUGUAAUGCCUCAUUUACAACUACACUAGCAUUAGACGAGCACAUUUUGCGGAAACAUCCUGAAUUUACUACUUCUGUAUCUCGUAAAUUACAUAAAUGUACACAUUGUGAAUAUAAAACUACAAAUAAGGGGUAUUUAGUUAGCCAUAUGAUGAAACAUACUGGAGCUAAGCUCAAGUGUACAAAUAUCAUCAUUUUGCGGAAACAUCCUGAAUUUACUACUUCUGUAUCUCGUAAGAUACAUAAAUGUACACAUUGUGAAUAUAAAACUACAUAUAAGGGGUAUUUAGUUAGCCAUAUGAUGAAACAUACUGGAGCUAAGCACAAGUGUACAAAGUGUAAUGCGUCAUUUACAACUACACUAGCAUUAGACGAGCACAUUUUGCGGAAACAUCCUGAAUUUACUACUUCUGUAUCUCGUAAAUUACAUAAAUGUACACAUUGUGAAUAUAAAACUACAAAUAAGGGGUAUUUAGUUAGCCAUAUGAUGAAACAUACUGGAGCUAAGCUCAAGUGUACAAAGUGUAAUGCGUCAUUUACAACUACACUAGCAUUAGACGAUCACAUUUUGCGGAAACAUCCUGAAUUUACUACUUCUGUAUCUCGUAAGAUACAUAGAUGUACCCAUUGUGAAUAA